This is a messenger RNA of Diversispora eburnea, 502 nucleotides long. Lineage: Eukaryota; Fungi; Glomeromycota; Glomeromycetes; Diversisporales; Diversisporaceae. The record is from the annotation of a GenBank genome assembly.
AUGUACUAUAAUUCAAUCAAAAAACAUAAAAGAAAGAAAUCAUCAUUUACAAGACAGUAUUUUGAAAAGGGACUUAAUUCAAAAGGUGAAGAAAUUCAAAUUUAUGUUCACUCUAUUAUUAAUGAUGAUAUUGAAAGUAGAACUUCUAAAAAGUUACGAAAUACUAAAAUUACUGAUUUUAUUAAAUCUCAUCGUCCUCAUCCUAAACAUAUUCAAAAACAACUUGAAGAAGUUCUUCUUAAAUGGAUAUUAAUUACUGAUCAGCUUAUUUCAACAGUUACAAAUUCAGCAUAUAAAAAAAUGAUUUUACAUUUUAAUUUUUCAUUUGAUAUAUCUGGAAAACAAAAAAUCAAAACAAUAAUAUCAAAAACUAAACAUGGAUAUUUAGGUGUUACUGCAACAUGGAUUACAUCAAAUUUUAAAAUUAAAGAUGUAAUACUAGAAAUAAAAUAUACUCUUUUUCCUCACACAGCUAAAACUAUUGCUGAAUUACUUUAUCAAU